GGCAGCUGCAGGCCUUCCACAGACCAACCACAUGCGUCAGUGACCACCAGCCAUUGGAGGUGGAGCUCAGCUCGUGUCGCAACUGAAGAAUCUCCUCCAAUGGCUGCGGCGAGGGCCCUCGCGAGCAAGCUCCUGCGGCAGCAGGGGAACACGAGCGCCCACCGGCUCCCCGGCAUGGCCGUCGGCGCGUUCGCCGGCUUCUUCAGCGCCGCAGCCGUCGCGUCGGCGUCCGACGGGGGCAACAACGCCUGCCCGGCCUACCCGUGGCCGCACGACGGGGCGCGGGGCGGGCACAAGGUGUUCAUGCAGCACGACUGCGCGGCGUGCCACUCCAUGCUCCCGUACGCUGGCCUCGCCAAGGCCGCGGCGGGACGCGGCGAGGUGGUGGCCGAGAUCGUGGUCGUCCACGAGGCGGCGCGCUCGGAGCCGGCAGCGGCGGCGACGCUCCACGGCGGCGCCUGCCCGCCGGACCUCUCCGUCAUCACGAAAAUGCUGGAAGGGCUGCGCCACAACAACCUCUUCAACGCCGAAGAGCUGAAGAAGAGGAUGGCGCUGCCGCUGCCUAACCCAGUCUGGCUGCAGUUCCUUCAGCCGCACCGUACAUGAGGAUAUCGAGGAAUUCCCAGGCAGCCUGAAUGCCGCCACAUUCUAGCGACCUACGUGCUCUGCUGCAGUGUGUUUGUAUUUCUGGCAACUGUCAUGUGUAAAAAUAACAUUGGGACCGUGUUGGAUCCUGUCUUAAUACUGAAAGAAACAGUAAACCAUAUCGCGUCAAA
This is a messenger RNA of Panicum virgatum (switchgrass), 776 nucleotides long. Its product is annotated as cytochrome c1 2, heme protein, mitochondrial-like. NCBI's taxonomy places the organism in Eukaryota, Viridiplantae, Streptophyta, Magnoliopsida, Poales, Poaceae. Bases 100 to 606 code for a protein of 168 amino acids. The transcript is spliced from 3 exons. Gene Ontology annotation, molecular function: heme binding; electron transfer activity. The record is from RefSeq and is a predicted model, not a curated record.